Quercus robur (English oak) is the source of this 5827-nucleotide messenger RNA. RefSeq lists its product as uncharacterized. Gene Ontology annotation, molecular function: chromatin binding. The transcript is spliced from 3 exons. Gene Ontology annotation, cellular component: nucleus. Lineage: Eukaryota; Viridiplantae; Streptophyta; Magnoliopsida; Fagales; Fagaceae. The record is from RefSeq and is a predicted model, not a curated record. Bases 558 to 5552 code for a protein of 1664 amino acids.
AUCAAACCCGAAUCCGUAACAGACUUUAACCCAAACCAAACCCAACACAAGACAGCCCCGUUGCCAAGUCUAAACUACACCUUUCCUUUUCCCGUCUACCCCUCUCUCUCUAGAUUCUCGCACUUCUUUUCUCACUCUUUCUCUCUCUAACUUUCUCUCUCUAGAGACCGAAAAUUUCUCUUUCUCGUUCGGCGGAUCUGAGCUCCAAUUAGGCCGAUUAAUCGGGCACAGAAAAUCGGAGUCGAAGUUUUUUUUUUUUUGAAAAAAAAAAAAAAAAGAAGCAAAUUAGGGAUUGUAUUAUUAUUAUAUUUAUUAUUGAAUUAAGUUUGUUUGGUAGUUUGUUUGUUGGCGUAAGAUAUGGUGGGAGCUAGCUAGGGUUUCGGAUCGAUCUAGGGUUUUUUUGCGGAAUUGUGAGAAAAUCAUUUGGGGGGGAUUUUGGUGGUGUAGAAAAGAAAGUGGAGAGGGUGUUUGGGGGAAUUGAUGGUUUUCGUGGAAAGUGAAAAAGAAAAAAAUUUAGGGAUUGAAGGACGAAGGAUUGGGGAAAAUGCAAGAGGGCUAUGCUGCAGAAGGUGCAUGAUGGGAGUAGUGGUGGUGGCGGUGGUGAUGGUGAGGAGAGGAAAUCGACGACUCGGCACAUGUGGACUUGUGUCCCCACGCGUCCAGCGAAUUUGAUCCCAGCUGAUGCUUCUUCUUCUUCUUUUGUUUCUCAGCCUAAUUCAUUCUUCAAGGAUGGACGCAAGAUCAGUGUUGGUGACUGUGCUCUUUUUAAACCGCCUCAGGAUUCCCCACCUUUCAUUGGUAUAAUCCGUUGUUUGACUACGAGUAAAGAGGAUAAGUUAAAGUUAGGUGUUAACUGGCUAUAUCGACCUGCUGAAGUAAAGCUUGGCAAAGGCGUCCUAUUGGAAGCUGCGCCAAACGAAAUCUUCUAUUCCUUUCAUAAGGAUGAGAUUCCUGCUGCAUCGUUACUUCAUCCAUGUAAAGUUGCCUUCCUUCCUAAAGGUGUUGAGCUUCCAUCAGGGAUUUCGUCAUUCGUUUGUCGGCAGGUUUAUGACAUUACAAACAAGUGUUUAUGGUGGCUAACUGAUCAAGAUUAUAUUAAUGAACGUCAGGAAGAAGUAGAUCAGCUGUUAGAAAACACACGAAUUGAAAUGCAUGCAACAUUGCAGCCAGGCGGGCGAUCUCCAAAGCCAAUGAGUGGUCCGACAUCAACAUCGCAGCUAAAAGCAGGUUCGGAUAGUGUUCAGAAUAGUGCUUCUUCCAUUCCUUCCCAAGUUAAGGGAAAGAAAAGGGAGCGGGGAGAUCAGAGCACUGAGCCUGUCAAACGAGAGCGUACUACAAAAACAGAUGAUGUGGAUUCUGGACACAGUAGACUGGAUGGUAAUUUAAAAUCUGAGACUGCCAAAAUUACAGAGAAAGGAGGCCUUAUAGACUCUGAAGGGGUGGAGAGAUUGUUGCAGCUGAUGCUGCUAGACAGAAAUGAGAAGAAAGUAGAUUUAGCCGGGCGGUCAAUGCUUGCUGGUGUUAUUGCAGCCACAGAAAAGAUGGAUUGGCUUAAUCGGUUUGUGCAACUCAGGGGUCUGCCUGUAUUUGAUGAAUGGCUCCAGGAAGUCCAUAAAGGGAAGAUUGGUGAUGCUAGUGGCCUCAAGGAUGGUGAUAAAUCUGUUGAGGAUUUUCUCUUGGUUUUACUUCGUGCACUUGAUAAGCUGCCUGUAAACCUUCAAGCCCUACAAAUGUGCAACAUUGGUAAGUCUGUGAAUCAUUUGCGUACGCAUAAGAACCUGGAAAUCCAGAAGAAAGCUAGGAGUUUAGUUGACACAUGGAAGAAACGUGUUGAGGCUGAAAUGAACAUCAAUGAUGCAAAGUCGGGUUCAAAUCAGGGUGUCACCUGGACUGCAAGAUCACGCCUUCCUGAAGUUUCCCCUGGUGGGAAUCGACAAUCAGGUGCAUCCUCUGAUGUUGCUGUGAAGAGCCCUGCACAGCUCUCUGCAUCCAAAACUGCCCCAGUGAAAGUUGUCCAGGGUGAGAGCACUUCUCGGUCUGCGUCUGCAUCUCCAGGGUCUAUGAAAACAGUGCCAUCAACUGCGCCUGCAAGUACUAACCUAAAAGAUGGUCAGGGUCGAAAUGCUGUUGGUUUCACCUCUGAUCCCCCUCAGGCAACAGUGAAGGAUGAGAAAAGCAGCAGUUCUAGUCAGUCUCACAAUAGUCAAUCUUGCUCUAGUGACCAUACUAAAACUGGACUUUCCGGGAAGGAGGAUGCAAGGAGCCCUACUGCUGGUUCAAUGAGUGGAAAUAAGACCUCAGGUGGUUCUUCACGGCAUCGGAAGUCAAUAAAUGGCCUCCCUGGCUCUGCUUUAUCUGGAGUUCAAAGGGAAAGUUGUUCAAGCAGGAGUUCCACGCAAAAACAUCUGGCGUCAGAAAAACAAUUACAAUCUGGAUUGCCAUGUGAAAAGGCACUUGAUGGGCCUGUCAAUGAGGGUAACGGUCAUAAAUUGAUUGUUAAGAUUCCAAAUCGAGUUCGCAGUCCUGCACAAAGUGCCAGUGGAGCAUCUUUUGAAGAUCCUUCACUUUUGCAUAGCAGAGCUUCUUCUCCUGUGCUUUCAGAGAAGCAUGAUCAGUUUGAUCGUAGCUUGAAAGAAAAGAGUGAUGCUUAUCGAGCUAAUAUUACUUCAGAUUUGAAAACUGAAUCAUGGCAAAGUAAUGAUUUCAAAGAUGUACUGACCGGUUCUGAUGAGGGUGAUGGAUCACCUCCUGCCAUUACAGAUGAAGAGCGCUGUAGGAGUGGUGAUGACAGUAAAAAGUGGGCAGAAGCUAAAGCUGCUUCCACAUCAUCGGGGAAUGAACAUAAAUUAGGGAAUUCAGAGGAGGGUUCUUUACGCUCUAUAAAUGCUUUGAUUGAAAGUUGUGUCAAGUACUCAGAAGCUAAUGCAUCUAUUUCCAUUGGAGAUGAUGGUGGAAUGAACCUGCUUGCUAGUGUGGCUGCUGGAGAGAUGUCCAAGUCUGAUGUGGUUUCACCUGCUGAUUCUCCGCAAAGAAACACACUUGCAGUUGAACACUCCUGCUCAGGCAGUGAUUCCAAAGUCAAAUCAUCUCCUGCAGAUGACCUUGCUCAAAACCGUAGCCAGUGUAAUGAUGGUGCUGAUGUUGAGCAUGAGAAGCAGGGUUUAAUUUCCAGUAAUGUUGGUCCUAAAAAUGGAGAAGGUAAUUCAGCCUCUUUGAUGUCUGAAGAGAAAGUUGUAGAAGGGCACAGUGGAAGUUUUCAUUCUUCAAGUAAGGAUUUGCAGCAAACUGCAAUCCCAUGCAAAGAAAGCAAUGGAAAAUCUACUGAAAUGACAGUACCUGCUUCAGUGGCUUCUCCCGCAGUCACAGUAGAGAAAACCAUGGAUAUUGAAGGAGGCAAACAUCUUGAGGAGAAAAAGGCAGUUGAUGGGGUGAAUGCAGAUGCCAUUCCUGAUGCUAAAGAAAAGGUGAGUGAUUCUUUGUCAGAUAGAGAUAAGGUUGAUGUGUCUGCAAGGCUAGAAGUCCAUAAUGAAGUCAUUGAAGGCUCAUCAUCACACCUAUCUUUAGAAAUUGAUGGUGAUGACAAGAAGUUUGUAAAUGAAGGGUUGAACAGUGGUGUGAAGACAGAGCAGAAGCCUCCUGCUUUGAUGAUACAUUCUGAGAGUGUGAAAGGAACCAAUGAAGAAGUGCUCCGUCCUUCUGGUGGUGGGAAAGAUCUGGUUCCCGGAAAUGUCAAUGAAUUGAAGACUGAAAAGACUAAGGAAACAGAUGUGAGAAGUAAUGUUAAUCUGACUGAAAUACGAAGUAAUAUGCAGGAAGGUAAUGCUCCUACAAUCCCUGAGAAUCAAAUAGUUGGUUCAGGUUUAGCUAUUACGGAUCGUGAAGGUGAGUAUCUGGACGAGAAGUUGGAAAGCAAAGAGGGUUUUGUGCAAUGUGGUAGACCAGUUCCUCACAAGGUGUCUCGUGCAUUGCCUGUGCAAGAAACAGAAUGUGAGCAGUCAAGGGGGUCCAAGUUGACUGGCAUGGAAGUUGAAGAUACUGAAGAAUGUACAUCUACAACUGCAGAUGCUGCUUCUAUGUCUGCCGUAAGGGCGUCAGAUAUGGAGGCAAGAAUGGAAUUUGAUUUGAAUGAAGGCUUUGCUAGUGAUGAUGGAAAACUUGGGGAGGCAAGUAAUUUGACAGCAACAGAAUGUUCAACUGCCCUUCGGUUGGUUAGCCCGUUACCUUUUCCUAUUUCUUCUGUGACUAGUGGCCUUCCUGCUUCAAUUACAGUGGCUGCUGCUGCAAAAGGGCCAUUUGUUCCGCCAGAUGACCUACUGAAGAGUAAAGGGGAACUUGGUUGGAAGGGAUCAGCAGCUACUAGUGCCUUUCGGCCUGCUGAACCCCGGAAGGCUCCUGAGAUGCCACAUGGCACUGCAAACAUUCCUCCUCCUGAUGCUACAGUUGGCAAGCAGAGUCGCCCUCCAUUGGAUAUUGACUUGAAUUUUCCCGAUGAAAGAAUUCUUGAGGAUUUGGCUUGUCGAGAUUCUGCUCCUGAGCCAGGUACUUUAUCUGGACCAAUAAAUAAUCCUGAAAUGGCACGUGAAGAACUAAUGGGUACUGCUCCUGUUCGUUUCUCUGGAGUACUUGAUCUUGAUUUGAAUCGUGUUGAUGAUGCAUCUGAUAUGGGCAAUUACUUAACUAGCAAUAGUUGUAGAACGGAUGUCCCUCUUGUGCCAGUUAAAUCAUCAAGCAGUCCUCUUAAUGAUGCUGUGAGUGUCCGCAGGGACUUUGAUUUGAACGAUGGGCCUGUUGUUGAUGAGAUGAGCGCUGAACCUUCACCGUUUAGCCUGCUUGGUAGGAGCAGUCAGCCAUCCCAACCACCUGUUUCUGGCCUUAGAAUGAACAAUACAGAAAUGGGAAAUUUCUCACCAUGGUUUGCUACAGGAAGCACUUAUUCAGGAGUUAUUCCAUCAAUCAUUCCUGAUAGAGGGGAGCAGCCUUUCCCUAUUGUUGCAACUGGUGGGCCACAGAGGUUGUUGGGUCCCACUGGUGGCAGCAACCCAUUUAGUCCUGAUGUUUACAGGGGGCCAGUGUUGUCAUCAUCUCCUGCCGUGCCCUUCCCCUCCAGCCCAUUUCAGUAUCCCGUCUUUCCUUUUGGAACCUUUCCGCUGAGUUCAGCCGCUUUUUCAGGUGGUUCAACAACAUACAUGGAUUCAUCAUCUGGUGGGAAGGUUUGCUUCCCUGCAGUUCAUACACAGUUUUUAGGACCUGCUGGUGCAGUUCCAUCCCAUUACCCUAGGCCUUAUGUUGUUAGCUUCCCUGAUGGUAGCAAUAACAGUAGUGCUGAGAGCAGUAGGAAAUGGGGAAGGCAGGGGUUAGACCUCAAUGCCGGGCCUGGAGUCUUAGAUGUAGAAGGCAGAGAUGAGACUUCUUCUCUUCCACCAAGGCAACUUUCUGUUGCCAGUUCACAGGCUAUAGCAGAUGAGCAAGCAAGGAUAUACCAGGUAGGUGGUGUUUUAAAGAGGAAGGAGCCUGAGGGCGGGUGGGAUAGUUACAAGCAAUCAUGGCAAUAGAUUUGAGUAAUGCACAAUUUGGUAACCCAUGAAAGCUUGUAAGUUCUUGAUUCUGUAUUUGCCAGUUCUAAUAUGCAAGUCUAGUUACCAAAGAGAGAGGAUCUCUGCAAUGUUUCUUGGAUUGUGCAAAGGGGAACAAUGGGAAAAGGUUUUGGUAAAGAGUAAUUUUUAAAUGACAAAAAGAAAUUUUUUUUAGUGUUUUCUCCAUGUAUGUAACUCUUUCCAUUCCUCGGUAGCUAAAUAAGAGAAGUAAGAUUUUAUUUGAUUCUCCUGAA